AUCCGACUUUGUUGCUCUCCUGGCCCGCUAGUCUGUUUCCAGUCUCUCCGGGGAGCCAAAGAACAGCUAGACGAAGCCCCGACCAUGGAAGGCGACAACAUAAUAAUGCCUGUUUGACUCGGGGACAUUUUCCAAGAUGCCAGGCCUUUUUCCCAGUCCUGUGUGUCUGACAGUCAUCUGGUUUUUAUCUUGGUCACUGCGUCCCAGUCGUGCUCAGAUUUGGACUGAUGAAGUGUCAGGCGUGCAGUACGGGCACUUGGAGUCAAAUGUGACACUGGCAUGCGGGAAGUCACAAAUCAGGUUACCUGUCGUAUGGCGUCUCAACUACAGCUCAGCAUUGCCAUGGCACAAAGUGACAUCGGAUGGAGCCUUAGUCCUGCUGCACGUCGACCACUCGGCGCAGGGCAACUACAGCUGCUAUGACAACCAGGGGUUUCUCCUCCACUCUGUCAAACUCAGGCUGGGCUAUCCCCCUGGGCUGCUAAGCGUUUCCUGUCAUGUGCCCAAUCACACACACGUCCGCUGCUCCUGGGUGGAAUCGGUAAAGACGUUCCUGCCAACCAAGUACAAUGCCUCCUUCAGGGGGAAUGGUCAGGAGUGGAGGCCAUGUGUCUUGGACAUCACUCGCAAGCACUGUGAUGUAGAUCACCCUGCGUUCUGGCAGACCAUCCAUAUCCUGAGAAUCACAGAGAGCAAUGGCCUUGGGUCCAAGACAACAUAUGUCCAGUUUAGGUUACAUGAGCUAUUGAAACCAGACCCUCCAGAGUCAGUGUUGGUGAAGGAGCUAGAAGGCUAUCCACAGAGACUGAUUGUCUCGUGGAACUUUCCCUCUUCCUGGCCGCUGCAUGAUGCUUUCCCCCUUGUGUUUCAUAUCAGAUACAGGCCAAAAGGCUCUAUAUACUGGUCAGAUAUUUACUCUGAGGAGAGUCCAGUCGUGAUAUUUGACGCCCUGGCUGGCCACCUCCACCAUGUUCAGGUUCGGGCCCGAGAUGAAGUGAACUCUGACAGCCAGUGGAGUGAAUGGAGUCCGCUGCUUUUUGCCAGGCCGUGGGAAGGGUACACCACCCCUGAACCUGCAGAGGAGUUCCCGUCGGAGGACAGUUUUACAGACUGUUCCAUUCCCGACAACACAAAACCUGAAACCUCCACUGCAAAGUCCCACAAUCCUGUACUUGAGGAUGAAGGCAAUUUGGGUUUGGUGAUUCUGCUGGGUUUUUUCUCCUUAGUCGUCCUCACCACCAUCCCUUCCCUCAUCUUUGUUGUGUGGAUGAGGCAGAGGCGGCGCGAUCAUGUGACCAAACAGGAACUCACAUCCAUGGUCAAGAUGAAGUCCAUGCCAAUCUAAUAUUUUCCUCUUCCUUCUUUCUUCUUUUUUUUCUCUCUCACUCUUCUUUAUUCUCUUCUCUUCUCUGCUCUUCUUCCGUCUUUUCUCUUGUCUUCUCUUCUCAGGUUGAUUUCAUCUUCCCCUCCUAGUCAGCCCGUUCUAGGGCUCCUCCCAAGAGUCGGCCUCUGCCUUUACCACUGUAGAAUGCUGACCGUCUGCAUUUAACUACAAUAACCAGAAUGCAUCUGCUAGAGGAUCCAGGACAACAGGGACGAGCCUAUACAAGGAAUAAUACGUGGUAGGGAAAAGUUACCCUGUAUGUAAAAGGCUGAAAAUAAGGCACGUUUUGCAAGAUUUCCCUGGACAUAUUCAGUGGUCACGUUUAACUGCAUUAUUCAUAAUGUAUCAGCAGACCCUUGCAAACAGGGAAAACAGACCCUACUCUGUUCCUUUAGGUUCACUUCAGUGGACUGUAGGAGGGACACUGCAUCAGGACAUUUGAGUUCACUCACAACUAAUGCUGCUUCAGGUGGACUGACUCCACAACCUCUUUGGAGAGCAGUGGCUUUUUUUUUUCUUUCUUUUUUUUUUACUUUUGAACUUUUAAGCAAAGUAAGGACAGGACAUGCAGCUGCCAAACAGGAGAAAAUAGGCUUUUUGUGGGAAGGGGCUUGCCUCUUCUCCCACCCAGAUGUCCUCACCUUCUUUUAUUUUUUUGAAAUUCAUUGUGAGAAGUAACAAGUUAAUGUGCAUCCAUUUUUCGAUCGACUGACCGACCGACUCAACGCUGUGAAGGAAGCAUAACUUCUGCCAGUCUUUCUGUGUGCAUCUGAUGCCAAAGCAGCAACUACGGGCAUUAAGGUCUUAGCUGUGGGGCAGAAUGCAACCUGCUACUGGCUCCAGACCUGAGGGAUGGACACGGAGAAUAAGGUCCAGGGUGGGCAGGUUGGGUUAUCUAGACUUUAUUUCAUUUAUGACAAGUGAUUUUAUGUUGCAUGCUAUCUAUGCUUGUUCUGUUAGUACAGGUGUUCUUUUGUUUCUUUUGUUAUACCUCUUUCUAUCCAUCCACCCACUGUUUCUGAAUGUGUGUGGAUGAAAGGCACACAUGGGGAGACAGAGAGAUAAGAAAGAUACUGGCCUUUCACAAACCACCAGCAUUAUGACAUUACAAAGAUACUGAGUUAGCUAGGGAAUAUUAUAUUCAUACAUUCAGGGAUAAAAGUCAAACCCAGCCUAGAUUGUCUGUUAUCUUAGUGGAUGACAAAUCAAAUUUUAUUCCUAAAAAAGAGAAACUUAACACCAGGCUGAAAAAUCAGUGCUAUGCUGCCCUCUUAGGUUGAAGGUGGAACCACUGUUUCACCUGUAAACACAGCCAGCACCACUGAUAGUUGUGGUCAGAAGUGUGCUUUGUUGCGCCUGUAACCACACCCAGCAGUGAUGUCACUGAGUCCUGGAGUAUACCUGUACAUCACAGCAGCAAGGUGAGAUGUAAAGCCGCUAGAGGUCAGCAAAAGCACGAUUUUCCAGGGUUGAGUAACUCUUUAAAAUGAGGAUUGGACAAUAUCAUCGUAGCUCACAGAUAGUAUAUAUGUGCAUACUGUUUGUUUUGCAUUUAAACUAUAUGCGUAAUAUGACAGUGUCAUAUUUGCUGAAACUAACAACUAGAUCUUUAUCAAUGAAUCUGUUGAUUCUUUUGUCUAUUAAAUGUCAGAAAAUCGAAGGGGGGAAAAGGUUACGUUGACGUCUUCAAAUUACUUAUUAUGUCUGACAAAACCAAGGAUAUUUAAUUUACGAUGAUAUAAAACUGAGAAAAGCAUUGAAUCCUCCCAUUCAAGAAGCUUUAACAUUAUUGAUAAAUGACUAAAACAAUUAAUUGAUUUUCAAAAAUUGAAAAGAGAUUCAUCAACUUUGUCACACCAUCAAAGUCACUACAGUGGAAAACUCUUUUAGUUAAGUCUGUCUGUGUCAACUUGGUCACCGUAAGUUGGUGAUUAUUGUAAAUUGUCGUGCAGAUUACCAUCUAACUGACAUUUGUAUAUUGCAUGUUAUUACAUGGAUAUAAAGAAAUGAAACGGACAGCUUCACCAUCUAGUCUGUAGCCUAAAAGAGAAUUGUGCUGUUUGCAACUACAGUAAAAUCAGCAGUGCAGAGAGGCCACAGCUUGGCGCUGCUUUCAGUGCAUUCCUACAUUUAUAACAGGCCUGAAAAUAAACUGUAGACUAACAGUGCCUAACAAUAAACUGGUAGCAGUUUGGAAACAAACAUAUUCAUAAAAUAUUCAGAUAUUUUUCUAUGUUGUCAUGUAGGAAAAGACCCAAGAUGAACAUCCUAAGUGGACUACUUGAUUGCUGUAAGCAAAUUAUUUGAACAGCAUUUGUAUAGUAAGCUUCUUUAGCUUAUACGUGUUUGAUCAUAGUAACCAUUAUCACUAUAAGCAGUUUCCACUGUAUGAACUUUUUUUUUAACUGCGUAUACAAGGUUCAUCUCUGGUGAGCCUGACAGUACCUGUAGACGAUAGGAAUAACAAGACAAAAGUGGACCCAAGAGCAAAUUAACAUUAGCCAUUAUUACUGAACUGUUUAAAUUAGAAAAAAAGGUUACUGAUAAAAUCAGAAAAAGAGGUUAACAAUAAGAAACACAUGACAAGCUGGGGUAUUUAUAUUAGGGGAUAAAGCUAGCCAACUACAAAAUGUUAAGCACUUUGUUUUCCAUCAAAGUGAUUAGAGAAUUCAUUAUCCCACCUAAAAGUCCUUUGGCAAACUGUUCUCAAGAACAAGUCUCGCAGACAUUUUAGCAGCGCUGCUGUUGGUCAUAUGGGAAUGGCAAUGGAUGCAGAAAGUCACUGCUACCAUCACCGCUUCCUCAGAAAAUGGGGACAGGAGGUAAACGGUUUGUGUACAGCAGUUAGCAGCAUAUAUUUCUGUGCACUUCAUUAAACAGAGAAAUAGUAUGCACUACUGAGCUUGCCCUACAGUAAAUUAGAAUUCAUGUUGAUGCUUUAGUAUGGUGACAAUAUUUGACAUUUUUGGAGGCUUGUGGUAAAGUUCAGUGGGGCAUUGGCACAAAUCAACCACAGAAGAGGCAGCGUUGGUGAGAUAAGCACAGACACGACUGAUUGACAAGAGCGACACUCUCUGCACUCGUGUCUCACGUCCCGCCGACUCAUGGAAAAUGAAUGAUUUCUGGGUGGCCAGUGCUAACCGUAUGAAAAGUUCCAAAUACCUCCAGUACAGCAUAUCUGGUUUAGUUUUGCAUUUGAUUCCUGCGCCUACAAACCACGUGUCCUGGCUAACUGUCUGCAACAGAUGGAAACAAGAGGCUCUUCUAGUUCUUUCUUUAUUUCUUACCGUCUGUUAGUCUGGUGGUUACAUUCUUGUUGAUCCAAAGCCGUGUAGUUAUCAAUCGAUUGACUGACUGUGUAGUUUGUAUCAGAAACACAAGGUGCAUCUAAGUCAAAGUAUAUAUAUUUUUUUUUUUCCCCAGUUCCCAACUGUAUGUUCUCUCAAGCUAGCUCCACUUAUUAUGCAUGGAUCCAGUUGAAGCUUUUUUUGUAUAUUAUUGUAUAUCACACUUUAAAAAAUACAUUUUGUGUAUGUUAUUAUAAGUGAUGUUUAUAUGUAGAGAAAAAAACAUAUUCUUUGGGAUAGUUUCACAGACAUGGUUUGUGUUCAUUUGUAAUAGACAAAUUAGCAGUUAAUAGCAGCUUUACAGCUCAUUAUAUUAUACACAAGUCAAUUCUCAAACCUAUUAAACCAAACAUGCAUUAGAUUUAAUUGGAAAAUAAAGAUCUUUCUUACAAGGAAUAUAAUCAGAGCAACAUGUAUUCAAUCAAUACUCAAAUCAGAUCACCUUUUGAGGUUUAUGCAGAUGCAGUAGAUCCAGAUAACAUUGCAAUGUAAGAGAGAUUCCCACAGAGAAAUAGUAUUAGCGACCGAGGAUAAUCCAUGUCUGGGGAACGUUCCCAGCAUUACGUAUGUGUCUUUCUACCCAGUUAUAUGAAGCUGUGUUACUGUACGAUUACUGUAUGGACAAAGUGUUUACUGAGUUCGUCUUCAUCCGACUUGCUUUACUUUAGUGUUCAAUUUUAUUCAUUUCUUUAUUUGUCUUUUUUGCUCCCCACACCUGAUCUUGAAAUCCUGUGGCAACAUUUACAGAAGAAGUAAAACUGUUUCAUUUUCAAAUAUCUGGCAGCUGAUCUUAUACUCUCUUUAAAUUAGAGAAAGAAGUGUGUAGAUAGAUCAGAUCAAAUAGGUGUGAGCUACUAUCUGAAUUUUUAGAGCUUGUGCAAGCAAAAACAUUUACGUGCAGCAAAAUGUUAACAUGACUCAAAAUGACACCUGUUCAUUCUUUUAAAGUGGAUUUGAAAAUGGUUAACUUGCAAUGGAUGGGCCACUAACGAUUAAUUUUUUUUUUUAUCAUCAUAAAACCUCCCAUGCUUUUCCAGGCCUUCAAGGUCUUAAAGUGACUUUGAAUUGACAAAAUGAACAGCUCCGUUAUUGUAACUUGCAUGCGGUUUGAUACAGCAUAGCUAUAAAAUAAAAGUAAAAUAGUAGAUGGGAUGUCAUGCUAUGUGUGCUCUAACAUCACAUCAGAGCCACAAAGUUAAUAUUUUCCGAUCUAAACAGCAAAAUUAAAGUCAGAAAUAAAAUAAUAAUUCUCUCCGUUAAAAAUAUUUAACACUUUGCUCAGUCAAAUUUUUAUAAGCAUCCAUAAUCCAUCCAAAUUUUAUGUGGGCCAUGUGCAGUAUUAGUGACUGUUCACCCUGUUUUUGAGGAUCUGUUUCCUUUAUAGCAUGUAACGGUCAAUUGCCGCGUUUCUGUUUCACUCUAGUGGCGUUUUCUCUGUUUUUGUGGACUCACUUGUGGUAUUCUCAGUCUUUAUAUGUUCCUCUGCAGUAUGUGAUAGCAGAUGGAGCCUGUUGGGUUUUGGUUCUUAUAACUCAAAUUACACUCAGGCAUCCAUUCUCAGAUGUACAUAGUACUUUAUGUGUACGACAGAUAUCACCAUAAGCUGUUUUUGUUUUGUUUUUUCCCCUCUCUCCUUGUAUGUGUCUGUGAAAUAAAUACUAUUUUAUCACA
Messenger RNA from Micropterus dolomieu (smallmouth bass), 6402 nucleotides. It is a transcript of the gene il11ra, whose product is annotated as interleukin 11 receptor, alpha. The transcript has 12 exons. Gene Ontology annotation, cellular component: membrane. The coding region runs from base 137 to 1345 and encodes 402 amino acids. Gene Ontology annotation, molecular function: protein binding; cytokine receptor activity. The record is from RefSeq and is a predicted model, not a curated record. NCBI's taxonomy places the organism in Eukaryota, Metazoa, Chordata, Actinopteri, Centrarchiformes, Centrarchidae.